Molecule: messenger RNA, 674 nt
Organism: Cydia amplana
Lineage: Eukaryota; Metazoa; Arthropoda; Insecta; Lepidoptera; Tortricidae
Gene: UbcE2M
Product: NEDD8-conjugating enzyme Ubc12
Exons: 4
Coding region: 42-593 (183 amino acids)
Source: RefSeq, a predicted model, not a curated record
UAUCGCGUUGUAAUUUCUAUUAUAUCGAUUAGAAUAGGACAAUGAUUAAACUUUUUUCAUUGAAACAGCAAAAGAAAGAUGAAGAGGGUACAGCGAGAGCUGGUGGUUCACAAAAGAAAGCGUCGGCAGCUCAGCUGCGGAUUACAAAAGAUUUGAAUGAGCUGAAUUUGCCCAAGACCUGCAGUACAGAGUUUCCAGAUCAAGAUGAUUUACUCAAUUUUAAACUGAUAAUAUGCCCUGAUGAGGGUUUCUAUCGAGGAGGCAGAUUUGUAUUUAGUUUUAAGGUAGGACCAAACUAUCCUCACGAACCUCCCAAGGUGAAAUGUGAGACGGCCGUAUACCAUCCUAACAUAGACCUUGAAGGAAAUGUCUGCCUCAACAUACUAAGGGAAGACUGGAAACCAGUGCUGACAGUCAACUCCAUAGUGUAUGGGCUGCAAUACUUAUUCCUGGAACCGAAUCCAGAGGACCCACUGAACAAGGAGGCGGCGGACGAGCUGCAGAGUAACAGGCGGUUGUUCGAGCAGCACGUGCAGCGCGCCAUGCGCGGCGGGUACGUCGGCUCCUCAUACUUCGAGCGCUGCCUCAAGUGACCACCAACCAACUCGCAAUACCCUCAACAAAGCAUUUUUUAUUUCUCUAGAAAAUUACAUCACGCUAUAUUAUCACAUAGG